Molecule: messenger RNA, 1800 nt
Organism: Penicillium verhagenii
Lineage: Eukaryota; Fungi; Ascomycota; Eurotiomycetes; Eurotiales; Aspergillaceae
Product: SDR family oxidoreductase/polysaccharide deacetylase family protein
Exons: 3
Coding region: 1-1800 (599 amino acids)
Biological process (GO): carbohydrate metabolic process
Molecular function (GO): hydrolase activity, acting on carbon-nitrogen (but not peptide) bonds
Source: RefSeq, a predicted model, not a curated record
AUGCCGACCGGUUCGAUUCCUCGCCAAUCUUUGUUUGGUCUGGAAGACCAACAUGUUUUCAUUGCAGGCGCUGCCGGUCCCAUUGGAGCCGAGGCAAUCCGAGAAUUCUUAGAUCACGGAUGCCAUGUCACAGCCUUCGAUAAUAGCCCACUUCAUCUCUCCGGCAUUGACGCAGAGCGAUUUUCUCGAUUCAACAUCCUAAAUGGCGACAUAACCAACGAGUCAUCUGUCCAGUCUGCCUUCUCGAAGGCAGAGGAAAGAUUCGGACCUGUCAAUAUUCUCAUCGUCAACUCUGCUCAAGAAGAGUCAACCCAUGAUCAAAAAAUUUGGGAUCUUCCCCUUGAUGACUGGGAAAGGAGCUACAAAUUGAACGUUCGUGGUUCUUUCCUGGCCAUCAAACAUUUCUUACGAUGCGUGGAAUUGUAUCAGCGAACACCAGGAAACAAUUUGGUGAACCCAACUAUCAUUUUGACAGAAACUAAGACGCACGGAGGCCUUUCUGUGGGAAAAGCUGGGCUCCAUUAUGGUCUGCUUCAGACUGUGCGAAACCAAAUUCUACAGCUCAGCCCCGAGGGUCGUAUCAAUGUCGUAAUAUCUGGUUCAAAUGCAGAAGCGAACAACAAAGUCAUUGCCCCUGCUAAUGUAGCUCGAACCAUGACCUUUCUGGCCUCGAGACGCCUUGCAAGUCAUAUAACAGGGCAGUGUAUUCCAAUCGAGGGGCAGGAACCAUCUAGAAAUGGUGUUUCCACGCUUGUUGCAAAACGAAGCCCUACACAGUCAAUUCCGCGAGGUCUUGGAAAGCCGAAACGCAACAAGAUUCGAGUGGCCGUGUCAGUUGAUCUCGAUGCAGUCUCAGGAUGGCUUGGAACAAACGCAAGCCCCGAUAAUGUUCUAGCAGAUUACUCGGCCGGAUUUUUUGCAGCUCACGUCGGAGUCCCUCGAUUGUUGCGCAUGCUUAAGAAACUCGACAUCGCCGACCGUUGCACUUGGUUCAUCCCCGGUCACUCAGCCGAAAGUUUCCCAGAGGAAGUGAAACAAGUCGUUGACUCAGGCUGCGAGAUCGGACUUCAUGGCUAUGCGCACGAGGGAGCUUACCAGCUCACCCCAGAACAAGAACGCGACGUCCUUGUGCGGUGCAUGGAUAUCGCGCAUACCCUGACGGGCAAGAGGCCAGUGGGCUACCGAGCACCCCUAUACCAGCUUCGCGAAUCCACCCUCGAUCUUUUGGAGGAGUAUGGAUUCGAAUACGGUAUGCAUGAUCCCCAUAGUAUUAAAUCUGGGCAUCGUAUCGCAUCACAAAUUAACCUCCCCAUUUUUCCAAAACUAGACGCUUCCCUGACCGAUAAUGACUGCCAUCCAUUUUUUGCUCCCAAGCGACCGCCAAUCAAGCAAAUCGAUUUCUCCAAACCAGCCUCAACCUGGAUGCACCCUGUUCGAGAUUCAGUAUCUCCGCCCGAUAGACGUCCCCUUGUCUGUGUCCCAUGCAACUACUACAUGGAGGAUAUGACGCCGAUGCAGUUUCUGCCCCACACGGCAAAUUCUCAGGGAUAUGUGGAUGUGCGUGUUAUCGAAAAUCUUUGGCGUGAUCGGUUUUUGUGGAUUCGGGAUAACGAGGAGGAGCCAGUCUUCCCUCUUUUGAUGCAUCCGGAUACCAGUGGCAUGGCUCAUGUUAUUGGUAUGUUGGAGCGAAUGCUGAGGUGGUUGAAGGAGUGGGAAUGUGAGGGGGAGGUAGAGUUUCUGCAGACUGGAGAAAUUGCGAGGUGGUGGAAAGAGAAGCAGCUGGGAAAGGAAGCCAAGUGA